Molecule: messenger RNA, 696 nt
Organism: Aspergillus oryzae RIB40
Lineage: Eukaryota; Fungi; Ascomycota; Eurotiomycetes; Eurotiales; Aspergillaceae
Product: ankyrin repeat domain-containing protein
Exons: 3
Coding region: 1-696 (231 amino acids)
Molecular function (GO): protein binding
Source: RefSeq, a predicted model, not a curated record
AUGCCAGCGGAUAACUGUGGUCGGACGCCGUUAUCCUAUGCAGCUGAAGGAUAUGAAGUGGUGGUCAGGCUACUGUUGGACCGACCAGAUAUCGAGACCGACUCGAAGGAUAACUUAGGUCGAACACCGUUAUCCUAUGCGGCUGAAGGUGGAUAUGAAGAGGUGGUUAGUCUACUACUAGAUCGACAAGAUGUUGAGGCGGACUCGAAGGAUAACUUAGGUCGGACACCGUUGCUAUAUGCGGCCUGGCGCGGUCAUAAAGCAGUGGUCAGGCGAUUGCUGGAUCGACAAGAUAUUGAGGCAGACUCAAAGGAUAAUGAUGGGUUGACUCCGAUAUCCUGUGCAGCUGGAGGUGGACACGAAGCGGUGGUCAGGCUAUUGCUGGACCGACCAGAUGUUGAGGCGGAUUCAAAGGAUAACCUGGGUCGGACACCGUUGCUAUAUGCGGCCUGGCGCGGACAUGAAGCGGUGGUCAGGCUAUUGCUGGACCGACAAGAUGUCGAGGCAGAUUCAAAGGCUAACUGGGGUCAGACACCAUUAUCCUUUGCAGCUGGAGGCGGAUAUGAAGCAGUGGUCAGGCUCCUACUGGACCGACCAGAUGUUGAGGCGGACUCGAAGGACAACUCAGGUCGAACGCCAUUAUUAUAUGCAGCCUGGCGCGGGCAUGAAGCAGUGAUAUCUUCUAAGAAUCUAUAG